UCAGCUUCGACUCCUCGACUCUCCGCUGUUUCUGUUCGCUCUCAGUGGAAGAAGAAGAAGCAUCUUCACACCGCCUCCGGUACCGGGGGAGUCCGGGUUAGUGAAGAGUAACCACCGGGCAGGAGAGCAGCAACAUCUCUCUCUCCAUCUCUCUCCAACUCUCUCAAUAUCUCUCCAUCCAACCUCUCCAAACUUUGGAGAGCUUUUACGCGUCACCGAGGCGCGCUGUGGAUUUUGCCUGAAAAAGUUUGAGCUCAAGAAAAAGUUCCUUCCAGACUUUGUGGAGUCAGAAUGCUCCUUCAGGAGGACCAGCUGCUGCUCCACUGAACACAUGGAGUCCUGUACAGGCAGCGCAGGAGGAGGAGGAGGAGGAGGAGGAAGAGGAAGGUGGAGGCUCCAUCAUGUCGUCCCAGUCGUCCUGCUGUGGAUGAGUCUGCACAGAGACGCGCUGGGCUGCAGCUCCACCAACUGUAACGUGGUGCUGACGGACGCCCAGGGGGAGUUCACGUCGCCCUGCUACCCGCAGAAAUACCCCAACUCGCAGGCCUGUAAGUGGACCAUGCAGGCCCCCGCCGGCUUCAUCAUCCAACUCUCCUUCCUUGACUUUGACCUGGAGGAGGCGCCGGGCUGCAUCUACGACCGGGUGGUGGUGAACACGGGCAACGCGGACGUUAAGUUCUGCGGCCCGACGGCCAACGGGCUGACGCUCAACUCGACGGGGAACGUGAUGGAGCUGUCUUUUACCUCCGACUUCAGCGUGCAGAAGAGGGGGUUCAGUGUUAGCUUCCGACACGUUGCCGUGGCCCUGAGGAACCAGAAGGUCACCAUAUCCAGAGGCAACGGCCAGGUCACCGAGGUCGCCAACUCUGUUUCCAUACCGACGCUCAGUCACCUGACGCUUUGCUUUGAGGUGGAACGCAGCAGCCAGAAACAGAAAGAGUGGAUCUUCACCUACUACGACAGCAGCAACAACGUGGCUCUGAGUCUGGGCUCCGAUCAGUCCGGGAUGAAGAUGAUCGUUGACGGGGUGGUGUGCUCCAUCGACUCCAUCAUCACCUCCGCUGACUUCACCUCCUCCAUGAGGCCUUUCUGUGCGCUCUGGUCCUCAUCCAACGGCCGCGUGGCGGUCUACUUCAACGGGAACUACUGGGCCAAGACCUGCUCCACCUCUAUUGGGCACUCUGUGCCAGCUGGUGGGCAGUUCCGGUUAGGAGGGCAGCACAGCUUCGACGGGAACAUCUAUAACCUGCGUCUGUGGGAUUACGCCAUGACGGUGCAGCAGCUCAACGCGCUGAGCUGCGACAAGGUGGGCAACGUCAUCGACUGGGACAACAGCCACUGGACCAUCCCGUCCGCCAUGGCCCAGACCGACACCACGCUCAGCUGCAGUGUCUCCCCGCCCAGCAACACACCACUCACUACCAGCUGUGACUCCCCCGGACUGGGAUGCCCAGUUCUCCCUCCCAUCACUCCAUCUCCAACCACCAUCCCUACCACUAGCAUGCCACUAACCCCAACCACCAGUACCACCACCACCAGCAGCACAACCAGCUCCUUCUCCUCUGUUACGCCUCCCACUACCAUCACCAUCACCACCAGCGCUGCUACCUCUGCAUCUCCUGCCACUAACGUUGCUUCAGCCAGCAGUACACCAUAUGCCCAACAGACAACCAGCAAUACGCCAACUGCUUCAUCUGCUACCACUAACCACCCAGCUACUAACCCCACAACGCAUGCCUCCUCCGUUCUCCUCUCUUCUGCUGUUUCAUCUCCACAUACAGCUCCAGGAACGACUCCUCCACUGCUGUUAGUAACUACUAACCAUCCAACCACUAACAUAGCUGUCAAUACUGCUUCCUCUUGGGAGGGGUUGUUCUACCGGGUUUCUUUCGUGGUGAAUGACAAGGCCGCGGCGCUGACGCAGGCGGAUGUGGAGCGAGCUGUGGCUCACUGGCUGAAUCAGACCUUUCAGAACUGGACCCAUUCAGUCUACGUAGACUCCAUCAGCGUGCAGCCUGGUCUACAGAGCGGAGGAAACCCGGACAGCUAUACGUGCCGAGCGCUGUUGGUUUAUAAUUACAUCACCAAUGAGAGUCUUGGUGAGGAUGCUGUGUCCGCCCGGCUGACCAGCAGGGAGGGACUGAUGGGGGCCGGCCUGCAGCUCCAGACCGCCUCCACUACCGUCACAUUAAUCGAAAACUGUGAAGAGGAGAACCCGCUCCACUACCGCUGGCCUGAGAGCCGACCCACCGUCACCCAGUACCUGCCCUGCUUCCCCAACAAGGACCAGAGCACCUCCAGGACCUGUUUGCUCAAUCGUCAGAACCUCUCGUCCUAUUGGUCGGCUGCAGACGUCAGUAACUGCACGGACAUCGACGCCAUCGAAGUGUCGGCAGAAAACGCCGCUGAGGUGGCGGUGCAGCUCGCCGUCAUCACCAACAACGAGCUGUCCAAUGAGGAGGUGUCUAAAGUGGUGACGAAGGUGAAGGAGCUGGUAAACGUGGCGAAGAUCAACAGCACGCUGGCCUCCACCGUCAUCACCAUCAUCUCCAACGUCAUGACCAGCUCAGAGACGGCGCUCGCCGCCACCUCCGAGAAAGCUCUGAAGACGGUAGAUGAGUUGGUUCAGAAGAUCGAGUUCGAUGGUCCGUCGAUCAGCAUCACCUCCAGACACCUGGCUCUGGGGAUAUCGGCCCUCAACGCCAGCGUGUUCAACGGGACGUCCUUCAGCGCCUUCAUGCCUCCGAACACCACCGACCCACAGAUUGAUUUUGAGUCAGAGAGGAGUAACCCUUUAGCUCAGGUGACCCUUCCAGCCUCUCUGCUGUCCAGCGUCUCUCUGAGUGAAGCCGACCGGUCGUCUCUGUCCAGGAUCAACUUCAUGUUCUUCAGCAGCACAAACCUGUUCCAGAAAGAGCAGGACGGCCGCUCUCUGAACAGCUACGUGGUGGCGAGCAGCGUGGGGAAUUUCUCCAUCAGUGACCUGACGGAUCCGGUGGAGAUCGAGAUCGCUCACCUGUCUGAACAUGUACAGGCUCACCUGACUCCAGUCUGCAUGUUCUGGGACUUCAGCAUGAACAGUGGAGCUGGAGGCUGGAACGCAGACGGCUGCAGAGCGUCCAAAGAAUCCACCAGCAACAAAACCAUCUGUCUGUGUGACCACCUGACACACUUCGGCAUCCUCAUGGACGUCUCCGGAGCUUCGCCCUACAUCGACGCGAAGAACAACAAGAUCCUGACCUUCAUCACCUACAUUGGCUGCGGCAUCUCAGCCAUCUUCUCCGCCGCCACGCUGCUCACCUACAUCGCCUUCGAGAAACUACGACGUGACUACCCGUCCAAGAUCCUGAUGAACCUCAGCACGUCCUUGUUGUUCCUCAACAUGGUCUUCCUAUUGGACGGCUGGCUGGCCAGUCUGAAGACUCAAUGGGUGUGCCUAUCCGUGGCCAUCUUCCUGCACUACUUCCUGCUGACCUCCUUCACCUGGAUGGGGUUGGAGUCCAUCCACAUGUACAUCGCUCUGGUCAAAGUCUUCAACACCUACAUCCGCCGAUACAUCCUCAAGUUCUGCAUCGUGGGAUGGGGUCUUCCUGCAGUGUUGGUGGGGAUUGUUGUUGCGGUGGAUAAAAACUCGUACGGCUUGCAGGAGUACGGCAAAGGAGAUGGAUCCUCAGAGUUCUGCUGGAUCCAGAACUCGGUGGUCUUUUACAUCACCUGCGUCGUUUACUUCUGUCUGGUGUUUCUGCUGAACGUGGCCAUGUUCAUCGUGGUGAUGCUGCAGAUCUGCGGCCGCAACGGCAAGCGCAGCAACCGCACGCUGCGAGAGGAGGUUCUACGCAACCUGCGGAGCGUCAUCAGCCUCACCUUUCUGCUGGGUAUGACGUGGGGCUUCGCUCUGUUCGCCUGGGGGCCCGUCAGCCUGGCCUUCAUGUACCUGUUCGCCAUCUUCAACUCACUACAAGGUCUGUUCAUAUUUAUCUUCCACUGUGCCAUGAAAGAAAACGUCCAGAAGCAGUGGAGGAGAUACCUCUGCUGUGGCCGAUUCAGACUGUCGGACAACUCAGACUGGAGUAAGACGGCCACCAACAACACCAAGAAGGUGAGCUCAGACAACCUGGGCAAGAGUCUGUCCUCCAGCUCCUUCGGAUCCAGCACCGCUAACUGGACCUCCAAAGCUAAAGCUACACUCAACCCCUUCAGCAAGAGACACAGCAACACAGAUAAAUGUUAUUCCAACCAGACCAGCCCCAAGUGCGUCUCCUCGUGCUCUUCCUCCUCAGAGGUGGAGCCCAACUCCUCUUCCUCCUCGUCCUCCAUCCUCCCCGUCAGCCAGAUGAUCGACAAGGUGAAAGGUUACUGCUCCACGCGCUCCGACAACUUCUACAAGAACAUCAUCAUGUCCGACAGCUUCGCCAACAGCACCAGGUUCUAGAGCUGUCCUCAGUGUUCUGGAGGCAGACCUUCCGGAGCCUCCCCUCCCCCCCUGUGUUUUGGAAUUGUUCUAGAAAAUGUUGUUCAGCGACGGAGGAGGCUUCUGUUACAAAGGUUCCAGUAUGAAGCGUAAGACCGGAACCUGCCUCGCUGUUCUGGAACUGCUCACAUUGUUAUUUAAGGCUUUGCUUUUGUUCUAGAACUGCCACCUUCUACAACACUCUAGAACCUUUUUGUGUUCUUGAAGUACUCCCUAACAUUCUAGAACUCUCGGACAGCCUCAACUGCUGUUUUCUGGAACUGCUCCAAUCAUUCUAGAACUCUUUCCCGCAGCCUCAGCCAGAAAGGACGGAUUUCAGAAUUCUAACAGCCAUUAUCAAAACCCCUCCCAACAUUCUUUCUGAGCAACAUUCUAGAACCUUUCUGGCCCGUCACGGCAGUGGAAGGUGUUCUAGAAUGUUCCGUUUUCCUCCCCACUGUCUCUCUAGAAUGCCUGCAUCCUUCCCGCCAUCCUCGCUUGCCCCUGGAGCGUUGAAUCAGAAUCCCCGUUUCCAUGUUUUGUGUUUGAUCAUGUACAUUGUUAGCCGAAACGGGGGCCCAAGUUUUAACUGUAAUUUAAAUUGGACUGAUUCAAGAUUUGUUCUUUAUAUCAGGUCAUCAAAAUUCAUAAAGAGCUGGUCGGUUUGUGUGACAGAAUUGGGUAGUUCCGUCUUCCUCAGUACCAAUGCAGCAUGUUGUUCAGCUACAUGAUUUAAACCAGAGCUACCAUCUUAAUGCACUGUCUUUGCUUUAUUUUUGCUAAUCUCGAGAGAAUCUGCCUUUUUAUGCAACACGUUCAAAAGGAAGUCUGUGAACUUGCUGCAGCGAACAUCCAGAGCCCAAGCUAAGAAGAUCACGGACAAAGUCCCACAUUAUGGUUUCAAAUCCCCGGGUCUCCUGGAUAAUUAGGGGUGUCUUAUAGAGCUACACGGGGUGGUCAGAGAACGUUGAUGCGAUUCUACUGUAUCAAAACAAAUUACAGAAUGGGCUGACCUCGCUGCCAGACUGUGUUACUAAGAGGAAAUGAAAGGGAGCAGAGCAGAGAGGGGAGGGAGGUAGAUAGAAAAAGAAAAGAAGUUAGUUUUGGUGUUUUUUAAUACUGUGAUGUUUGUUUGAACUGUCCCGUUUGUGCAUGUGUGUGUGUGGAGCCAUAUACCAUGUAAAUAUUGAUGAUCUAUCUAUUCUAUGUGCCUUAUUCUAUAGUGUUAUAUAGUGUGUCCAGAUGGUUGCUUUUGUUCAUGCCUUCACAGGGUCCUGGAAGGGUCACCAGGACUGUACAUACAAACCCAAACAUUCUCCAGCUCCCCACGCUGUGUCGGCACUUUCCACCUCGGUGGGAAACAAGUCAUGGAAAAUCGUAGGAUGGAUGAAAGAAAACGGAAUAGUUUGUCUUCCACCUGAAAGCUACAGACAAGUUGAUCAAUCUGCUUAUUGGUGUAAUUGUUCUGAAUAUCCCAUUAUAAUGUAUAUUAUCAUGAAGCCAAAACGCCCAAGCAUGUUGACACACAUUUUGGAUUUAUAUUGGAAAUAUUUCCAUGUGGCAGAUAAGACAAUCAUACCAUGAGUCGGUGGUUGGCGGCGAAUGGCAGCUGGCCACUGAAGCUCGGCACGGCAGCCAAAGUUUAGCAGUCAUAAAAGCUGUCACACAGCGUGAGGAAAGAAGUUUGUGAUCAGAUAUGAUUUUUAUAUUCAGUAAAUGGUAACAGCUUUGUUUUUACGAUGGCAAAAAAAAAAAGUGCUACAACUUUUCAAUGGAAAACAUUCACUGUUCAUCUGCCAGAGUGAUACUAUCACUUAAAUGGUCAGGUCAUCCAAAUUACAAACUUUAUGUUUUCCCCAUGUGGUGUCUAGCCGUGGGCAUAGUUUGGGUUUUAUCCAGCUUGGCUUUGAGAACGCCCGCCACCACCCAAAUAUCGAAAUACCCAAAUACGAUCGAGGCGGAUAGAAUUUCACUUGUGGUGCUUAAUUAUUCAAAAAAUGGCAUUUGAAGAACUCAACAGCAACAUGUUUUUCCACAAACGAUGUCCUGAUUACUCAGGAUGAUCUGCAGAAAAUAGUUCCCAUUGGAAUGUGUUGACAGCGAGGUCGGUGGAUUAUCCUGAGAAAUAGUUUCUGGAAAAAGACACAUCGCUGUCAAGUUUUCAUGUUUUCAUUAUCUUUACACCACAAGUAAAAUAUUUACGUCAAGCGUACAGGAGUGGUGAAGUGUCUAAAAACCUCAGCAGGGAAAAUAAGUCGUUGCUCGGCUUGAUACCGCAAGCAGUGAGAAUAUCAGCUUUUAUUUUUCUGAUUUGGGGGAACUGACCCUUUAAUGAAACCUAGUUUAUGUACAGUGUUGUCUAAAGCAAUGGGCCCAACCAGGAGCUCUUUUAUUUCAUCAUUUAUCCAAAAUCAUCCACGUUUGUUUAACAGAUAAUUAAUUUAUCGUGUCAAUUUAGAAAAUUUUAUGGCGGCGAUUUGUCCUUUGUUUUACUUUUUCCCUCCAAAAUGUUGACGAAUCAUUCCAAAAGUUAACAGCACCAAUGCAAUGCAGCACGGUUUGCAGAUAUUUUGUUGAAUAGAUUUUGUUUUUUAAGAAAAUGCAUUCAUCGUUUGUAUUUUAUUCGCCCACAGCUGAGCGUCUUCUUUAUUCUUUCCUUUGUCUUUUUUUUUGUCAGCUUUUGAGCAAACCUGAAAUGUUUACUGUGUUUACUAUAAUUUAUUUUCUGGAUGUACAGUUUCUCAGCCUCUUGUUUCAUUUAGUUUAGUUCAACCAGACAAUCAUCUGUACUGGGAGGUGAAGCACGGAGACCUGUUUUUAGAUGACUCAUCAGCGUUGGCUAACCAGACUUCCUUUGUCCACACGGAGCCAACGGCGUUCAACACCAGAACGUUUACUGACUGUCGACCCUGGCCCCAGUUUGUCCUUUCUUUGCCCAGAGUGGUGGGGGUCGUAUUAUCGGGCUUUCAGAAAAAAAGCCCCAGAGACUGUGGGAGAAGAGGGGAGGCGUGUUUGGCGUAGCUCGGUUAUUCUGUUACUCACUGUGCUGGGUUCAGACCCAGAGUGGAAACCAAAGACUGCUUAAUAUACGGCACUAAAUGAAGAUUAAAUACCCUAAAUUAAAAAGGUCUGUUAUCAUUUGGAUAACAUGGUAUCUAAUGUCAAACAUGUUGAUCUCUAUUGUUAUUGUUGGCACUGGUUCAGUGAUAACAGAUGUUUUAAACGCUGCCUGAACAGCAGGAGAAACAACAUAUAAAUGAUCUCCACCUAAAAGGAAGUUAGCCAAAACUAAAUUCAACUAUUUUUCUUUUUUAUCCUCUAUGGACCAGAUCUAUUUGAUUAGGAUUAGGCUGUGGAUGAGUAUUGUACCAGAUAUGUUCUGAUGAGGAUUGUAAUUGAUCUUGGCUUUGAUUGUUUUGUAUUAUAAUUCUUAUUAUUAUUAUUCUGUAAACUCUUUUCCUGCACCAGGUGAUUAUGUUGUUUCAUGGUUUUGUCAGUGAUGUUCUUAUCUGGAAGCUCACUUCAGCAUCUCAACAUUAAAGGGAAUUAAAUUUGAA
This is a messenger RNA of Sebastes umbrosus (honeycomb rockfish), 8007 nucleotides long. RefSeq names its product adhesion G protein-coupled receptor G6 (gene adgrg6). The transcript has 32 exons. Gene Ontology annotation, biological process: heart trabecula formation; adenylate cyclase-activating G protein-coupled receptor signaling pathway; myelination in peripheral nervous system. Bases 332 to 4432 code for a protein of 1366 amino acids. Gene Ontology annotation, molecular function: laminin binding; G protein-coupled receptor activity. The record is from RefSeq and is a predicted model, not a curated record. NCBI's taxonomy places the organism in Eukaryota, Metazoa, Chordata, Actinopteri, Perciformes, Sebastidae. Gene Ontology annotation, cellular component: membrane.